GAGAGAGAGAGAGAGAGNAUCCACGAGUCGUGAACACGCCGCGCCGAUAAAGACAACCGCGCGCUAUUAAUGUCCUCCCGGUCUUAAUUAACGUCAAUUAAUACGUUAAGGCUGGAUCUAUUUGUCCGCCUCUAAUAGAGCCUGUUACGGCCAAUUUCAAUCGACAUAAUAUACCAUCGGACCAGACUUUUCUCUCGAUUCCGAGCCAUUGUUCCCUCGCAGAGACGAUUCAUCGACAAACGUGUAAAAAGUCGUACGCGUCGAUAAGGAAGAUUCGUACAUUUCCGAGUUCGAUUUAACCUCUUUUGUUGUCAGCCGUGAGUGGUGCGAUAUAUUUAUGUAAUAUGCGUGUAUCGUCAUGACUGAAACAACGUAGAGUAUACUCGUCGCGCGAGAAAAGUAAUUGCUAUUUAUUACUUGAACGAAACUUUUCGUGGCAGAUGAAACAUUUGUAAAUGUUAUCAUUUGAUGUAGCAGAUGUAUUUGUAAAUGUUAGUCAUAUCGAGCAAGCAGUUUUUGACCAGUACACAAUCGUCAUCAUCGCGGCUAAUUGCAAGAGGUUGAAAAGAAAUGGAAAGAAGAAGAUUAAGGAAGAGUUUCUUGUUCGGAGCAAUUAGUCAGAUAUAGUUCUACUCAAAUAUAAGUUCUACAUUACUCUGGUCAAGAAGGUGCGCGAAUAGGGAAGGGAACAUAUUAUAUAAAUGUACUGACAGAGGCAUCCACAUUCCAUUUUUCGCAAGCAGAGCAAGUAAAGCAAGUAUUACGAGUAAUCUAAGAGCAUCAAUGUCUUUUAGUCUUUGGUGGCAACUUUUACUGAGGAUACAAGGAUUCACGGCCGAGUAUCUGUUGAUCAUCUGUAAAGAAAAAAUGGUCAGCAAGAAAAGAAUGACAAAAUGUCAAACAAGAACAGCUGGAGAAAACAAAAAUUCGAAGAAAAUGGAUUUUCGGGAGCUGAUUAAAAAAGAAAAGGAACGAUGCAAUACAAUGAACAUCGAAUAUAGUUGGCCAGAAACGUUGUAUGCAAACGAAUUCCAAGGUGCGAGUUAUUUCAUACUGACGAACUUCGUGAGAUUGCGCGGAAAGCACUCGGAUGAUGUCCCGAAAAAAUGGUCGACGACUUUCUCAUGUUCGCCUUUGAGAAACUAAUCAAAGAGACAGCGAUGACUGUAGAACUGUUCAUGGAUUUGCAAGAAUGGUUUAAUAAUCAGUUAGCGUAUUCCAAUGCCCAACAAAUGUUUAAAGCAAUAGUAGAAAUCCGUAAAAAAUUUAAUGAAACUGCCGAAAAAUCGAAAGACAUUAAACUGACUGCCGAUGAAACUGCUAAUUUGAUCGGUCUGAAAUUUAACUAUGUAUCAAGAUCGUCGGAAAACGAAAGAUAUAAAGAAUACGAGGAAAAAGUGGAUAAAUACUAUAAAGAUCAGAGGCCAAGAAUGUCUCCUAAAGAGUUGAAACGUUCCAUUGUUGACGCGCUGCAAAGCGCAAACUCUCAAACUCAGUUGGUCGAUUUCCUCGGUUUCGAUGCAAUAGGUUUCAUAGAGUACAUCAUCAAAAAUCAAGAAUUCAUUAUAGCGAAUUUCGAUAGACUUGAUGAAGAAGAUGAAGUGUUGUUUGAAGACUGUUUGGCGAGUGAUUGGAAUGAGAGUGAGUGUGAGAGCACGAGAAAUUAAAUGUGUAACUAUAUUUUUUCUAAUAUUAUAUCAUAAUCUCACAAUUUUAACUGUAGUACAUAAGUUAUUUAUGAAUAAA
This is a messenger RNA of Frieseomelitta varia, 1746 nucleotides long. RefSeq lists its product as uncharacterized. The transcript has 4 exons. The coding region runs from base 1107 to 1667 and encodes 186 amino acids. The record is from RefSeq and is a predicted model, not a curated record. NCBI's taxonomy places the organism in Eukaryota, Metazoa, Arthropoda, Insecta, Hymenoptera, Apidae.